Messenger RNA from Funneliformis geosporum, 690 nucleotides. The record is from the annotation of a GenBank genome assembly. Lineage: Eukaryota; Fungi; Glomeromycota; Glomeromycetes; Glomerales; Glomeraceae.
AUGUCGGAACCUUUGUCAAGAACAAUACCGUUAUCAAAAUUAAAAUACGUUUUAGACGAUAAAAGUCCGUAUGUCUUCAUUCUUGAUCUUCAAACGCAAUUGUUUUUGAAUAUCAAAAUUUCCUCUCCCGAGGAAAUUAUGCGUCGUGAAUAUAAGGACUUAAAAAAUGGAUACAUGAUCUUUAUGAUCAAUAGUCGCGAAGCAUUCAAUGCUGCUGUAAAAACUAAUAAAAAACUUCGUCAAAUUGCUGAUUUUAAAAAGCCCCCAUCACUUUGGCGGAACUCUCCAAAAGAAGUUAAGGCAGUAUACGAAAAGGUUUUUAUGGGUUAUAAAAAAUUAAUGCCCAAAAUUCAUUCUUUUGUUCAAUACCUUCCUCAAGAUCGUACAAAUGAGGAAAAUGAGAAUGACAACGAACAAAUUGAAAAUACAGAACAAAUUAUUGUUCCGCUUAAUAAUGAUCCAACUUAUUCAUCCGAAGUAUUUCAACAGUUGGAUUCCACUGGCUUUGAUCAUGGAUCGUCUUAUUCAACAGAAACAUCCAUUGAUGAUUUAGCUACAACAAGUGCAAGUUCACAUCAAAUCAUACCGAAUGAAUCAUAUUAUAUUCUGCCGGAUUGGGAAUAUUAUCUUUAUUACGAUAGGGAAAUCCGGUAUGAUUCGUCUGAUAAGGGCGGUUCUGCUGUUCGGUAG